CGGAAGAGACGUGGCAGCGGAGGGAUAAUCGGGGCGGCCCGGGCCGAGGGGAGCGAGCGGUGGCUGGCUGCGCGCGUUGCGUGGCCUUCCGCGCCUGACGCAGCGCCGGGAGCCGUCGGGACUGGUGCCACGGCCGCUCAGUAACGGGAGAGGGGUCGGCCAUGGGGCUGUGCAAGUGUCCCAAGAGGAAGGUGACCAACCUGUUCUGCUUCGAACACCGGGUCAACGUCUGCGAGCACUGCCUGGUCGCCAAUCACGCCAAGUGCAUCGUCCAGUCGUACCUGCAGUGGCUCCAAGACAGCGACUACAACCCCAACUGCCGCCUGUGCAACACACCCUUGAGUGCUCGGGAGACCACCCGCCUCGUCUGCUAUGAUCUCUUCCACUGGGCCUGCCUCAAUGAGCGUGCCACCCAGCUGCCGGGAAACACGGCGCCCGCAGGCUACCAGUGCCCCAGCUGCAGCGGUCCUCUCUUCCCCCCAAGCAACCUGGCUGGCCCCGUGGCCACCGCUUUGAGAGAGAAGCUGACCACAGUCAACUGGGCCCGGGCAGGGCUGGGCCUGCCUCUGAUGGAUGAGGCGGCCAGCCCGGAGCCCGAGUCCCUCAACACGUCCGAGUUCUCUGACUGGUCCAGCUUCAGUGCUGGUGGCGUCCCUGAGCAGGAGGAGGUGGCCGCCAGCGCCGCUGCCGCCCCAGCCUUCUACGGCAGCCAAGCCCCCCGGUCCUCCGCGUCCCCCCAGCCGGAGCAGCACACCGUGAUUCACAUCAACAGUCCUGAGCCCCCGACUCACGCCUCAGCCCCCAGGAAAGUGUACGACACGCGGGACGGGGACCGGACCACGGGCCUCCUCGGCGACUGUGAUGACGACAAGUACCGGCGGCGGCCUGCCCUGGGCUGGCUGGCCCAGCUGCUCAGGAGCCGGGCCGGGUCUCGGAAGCGGCCGCUGACUCUGCUCCAGCGGGCGGGGCUGCUGCUGCUGCUGGGGCUGCUGGGCUUCCUGGCCCUGCUCGCCCUCAUGUCCCGCCUGGGCCGGGCUGCGGCCGACAGCGACCCCAACCUGGACCCCCUCAUGAACCCGCACAUCCGUGUGGGCCCCUCCUGAGCUCCUGCUUCAGGCCAGGCCGGCCUAGGACCUGGGGACCUGAGCUCGGGAGGCCUGGGGGACCUUUUUUUUUUUUUUUUCUGUUUUCUUUUUUUCCUGUGUUCCUCUUCCUCAAAGCUGAGACACUAAGAGCCCAGAGCCAAGCCUGCAGAGAGGCUGCUGACGGGGCCUGGGGUCCCUGCAGGGCCACUUUCCUCUUGGCCUGCUUCCCCUGGGGUGUCCGCCUGUGCCCACACACAGAGCUGACCGAUGGUGGAAAUAAACAAGAGACUUUA
This is a messenger RNA of Erinaceus europaeus (western European hedgehog), 1378 nucleotides long. RefSeq names its product zinc finger protein like 1 (gene ZFPL1). The record is from RefSeq and is a predicted model, not a curated record. Bases 162 to 1103 code for a protein of 313 amino acids. The transcript is spliced from 8 exons. NCBI's taxonomy places the organism in Eukaryota, Metazoa, Chordata, Mammalia, Eulipotyphla, Erinaceidae. Gene Ontology annotation, cellular component: Golgi apparatus.